UUUGACUGAGCGGGUCUAAGUGAGAGAGUAGGAGGAAGCGAUGGCGAGCGCUAUCGGAGCUGCCGGCGGCGGCGCGGCGGCGUCUGGGUCGGCGGCGUCGGCGGGUGGCGCCGGCGGCGGCGGCCCGCUGUACCAGGUGGCCGCGGUGGACCAGGGGCUCAACCUGGAGCCGGAGACACUGUCGUUCUGGGGCUAUGACGACGGCAGCGCUGUGCUGCUGGUGGUGAAGGGCGGCCUGGUGUUCGCGUACGACAUGGCGCCGCCGCCGCCGCCACAUCAGGCGGCGGCGGGGCUGCAGGGGCUGGGCGGGCCGCCGGGCGGGCCGGACCAGCUCAAGUGGACCUUCCCGCUGGCCGACGGGCCGCCGGUGCGGCGCAUGCGGCUGAGCCUGGACGGUGGGCUGCUGGCGCUGCAGCGCGGCGGGCGGCUGCUGGAGCUGGUGGAGCUGGCCACGGGGAACGUGUUCGUGCAGCUGGUGGAGCUGGUCACGGGGAACGUGUUCGUGCAGGGCACGGACAAGAGUGACCUCAUCACCUUCUUCUUCACCGAACUGCCCGGGGCCGAGGUGGUGCUGGUGGCGCCCGGCGGUCUGGAGAUGUACGAGUUCGUGGGCGCGCGGCGGCAGGGGCUGCGGCUCAAGGAGCGGAUCCGCAUGCCCGUGGAGUGGGCCAUCUACACACACGAGACCCGCAUGGUGCUGCUGGGUACGGCAACCGGCGGCGUGUCGUACAUCAAGGCCUUCCAGUUCGUGAGCACGGGACUCGUCGUACUGCCGCCCUUCACGGCGGGCGCCGCCGCCAGCGCCCUCGCACUGAUGGGCGUGCCCUCCGCCGCCGGCACCGCCGCCGGCAUCGGGCCCGCCGGCGGAGUUUCGGUUACGGGUCUGGGUCUGGGUCUGGUCAGUGACAUUGGCGGCGGUGGUCUGGUGGGUGUCGGCAGCGCCGCCGUGGCGGCGGUGGGCGGCCUGGCGGCCAGCCCGGCGGCGGCGGCGGCGGUGGCGACGCCGCCGGUGCGGGUGCCGCCUGAGAACCUGCGCCUGAUCAAGGUGUACGGCAGGGUGUACUGCGUGCACAUCAACCGCCGCUCGCUCAAGCUGGAGCUGUACCGCUUCUACACGGACACCGUCGUAUUGCAGUACACGUACGAGCUGUUCUCGCCGCACGUGGAUGUGGCGGUCGUGGAUUCCGUCAUCGUCGUCGUGGCGCAGCAGCCGCCCGCUGGAUCCAGCGCCGCCGCUGCAGCUGGAUCCAGUGCCGCAUCUGGAUCCGGUUUUAGCGGCGGGCUGGGCGUCGCGAUGCUGUACGACGUGGCUGCGCACACGGGCCAGCCCGUCGCCAACCCGCUGCCCGUACGGCUACUGCGGUUUUACUCGGGUCCGGGCGCGCCGCCGGAGGCGGCGGCGCCGGCUGGCGACGCCCACGGGUCGCACCGUUUCGACUUCCUGGCUCCCAGCGUGAUACUGGACCGUACGGCACAGACCGUGUACCGCCUGGCCCUGAACCUGCCCGCGGUGGUUGAGUCAUGCUCGGACGCCGCCGUGCUCGCCGGCUUCCUGCAGCGCCGCCGCGGCGGCCCCACGCCCGCCAUGGCUCUGGCGGCGCCGCCGCCUGGAGGCGCGCCGCCGCCGGGCUCGGAGGUGGCGGCGGCGCUGGCGGCAGCUCUGGCGGCGGUUCAGCCCAAGGCGCUGCUGCUGGGGGUGGUUCGCAAUGCGCUGCAGGAGCGCAUGCCCAUGGCUACGGUCCGCGCCAUCUUUGACGACCUGUGUGCCGGCUACGCCGCCGCCCUGGACCGAGAGCUGCUGGCGGCGGCCCUGGCGCCGCCCCCGCUGCCGCCGCCGCCGCCAGCGGCGGCGCCAGCAGCUGCAGGCGGCUCCGCCGCCGCGGCGCAGCCGCCCGGCGGCGGCAGCAGCGCAGCCGCCGCCGCUGCCGGUGCAGCCGGGGGUGGCUCCGCCGGGGGCGCUGCGGCGCUGCCGCUGCCUCCCCUGCCCCCGCCUGCUCCGGGCUCUGUGCCGAUGCCGGCCUACGUGACGCCGGAGGAGCUGGCCACGCAGCUGUUCAGGUGGCUGCAUGAUGAGGAGGUGGUGGACGCGCCCUACCUGCAGGCGGCGCUGUCGGAGUACAUGGCAGCGGCUGUGGGCGCCGGCAUACCCCUGCCCGCAUACCUGCAGGGCCUGAGUGUGGAGGUGAUGAUGCAGCAGCAGCAACUCCUGCAGCCGCACCUGCAGGCGGGCCAUGUGCUACAGCUGCUGUACAGCCAGGCACAGUACGUGGCGCCGGAGGUGGUGCAAAAGGUGGUGGCGGCGCUGAGUGCUACAGCCGCCGCCACCGCUACAGCCGACGGCGGCGAGGGCGCGGAGCUGGAGCCGGCGGGCGUGGCGGACCGCGCCGCCGGUGCAGCCGCCACCGGCAGUAGCAGCGGCAGCAGCAGCGCCGCUGCCGCCGGAACCUCGGCUGUAGCACGCAUGGCGCGGCAGUUGGAGCUGGACGAGCUCGGCCGUACGGCGCUGGCGGCGCGGUACGAGUCGCCAGUGGCGCCGCACGUGCCAUACUACCACUCGCCCGUUACGGCGGCGGCGGCGGCGCGGUCCGGCCCGGCGGCGGCGUUUGGCGCUGCUGCCACGCCAGGUGGCGGCGGCGGCGAUGCGGCGGCUUACGUGGCGGCGCUACUGGCGGGCGGGGACGUGCUGCGCGCGGCGCGGGUGAUGAAGCGCUACCGUGUGUCAAAACCCACUGUACGGGAGUUUGUCACCGCGGUUGGCGCGCGCGGCGACGCUGUUGCGCUGGCGGCGGUGUACCGCGUGUUCCAGGACGAGCUCCUGUCGGCCUUCCCCAAGUAUGAGCUGGCGGCGCGGACGCUGCUGCCGCCGGGCGCCGCCGCCGCCGUCGGCAUCGUGCCGCCGCCCGACCGGCCCGCCGCUGCCGCCGCGGCUGGCUCCGCCGCCGCCGUUGCCAGGGCUUAGGCCUCCCGCGGCAUGCAGCCGUUUUGCUUAUUGCUGCGCGGAUGCGGCGCGGUGAAUCACCAGGCGGGUAUUGAGACGUGUGCAUCUGUGUGCGCCGCAUGGGGCGCUUUUGCAUGAUUUCCAGAUCGAGAGAUGCGGGCGUGAGCGGAUCGGGAGCGACGCAGGCCCCCCGUAUGGUGCGGCGCUGCCAAUGUCUGUGCGUGGAUGUGGUCUGCACAUGGAUGGGAGUCGUGGUUACUUCCGAUGAGGAUGGGACAACGAGGCUGUGCGACAAACAGAUGCCAGCACAUGUAAAUAACACGGUAUGUAAAUGUUUGCAAAU
Messenger RNA from Chlamydomonas reinhardtii, 3281 nucleotides. RefSeq lists its product as uncharacterized. The transcript has 14 exons. The record is from RefSeq and is a predicted model, not a curated record. The coding region runs from base 41 to 2959 and encodes 972 amino acids. NCBI's taxonomy places the organism in Eukaryota, Viridiplantae, Chlorophyta, Chlorophyceae, Chlamydomonadales, Chlamydomonadaceae. Gene Ontology annotation, cellular component: Mon1-Ccz1 complex; late endosome membrane; lysosomal membrane. Gene Ontology annotation, biological process: regulation of autophagy.